This is a messenger RNA of Rotaria sp. Silwood1, 4754 nucleotides long. The record is from the annotation of a GenBank genome assembly. Lineage: Eukaryota; Metazoa; Rotifera; Eurotatoria; Philodinida; Philodinidae.
AAAAUCGAUCUCAGCCCAGGUAUGUUCAAAUGGGCUGAAAUUUGGAGCAUAUGUUGGGGCUGAUGUGAGGAGGCUGUGAUAAAAUUUUCAGCUCGAUAUCCUGAUGUUUGACUGAGAUAUUCACCAAACAAGGGUCAAAAAUAGGUCAUUUUGGUACAAGGAUUUCUCAGCCCGGACCCGUCUAACGUAUUUAAAUUUUUUUUUUGUUAGAAAGAGCAUAUCAGGAUGCAGAGCACUACAGAGUUCUUUUUUUGAGAUUCUUACUUUUUUAGCGGAGAAAGGAGAUCACAAGUCCAAUGGCUCAAAAAACGCCCCAAAAAUGGGUGUCCAGUCACAUAAGUGUCUUUAUAUAUAAUAAAAAACAAAGCUUAAUUAAAAAAAGGACUCUGUAGUGAUCUGCAUCUCGACGCGCUCUUUCAAACAAAAAAAAAAUUUAAAUAUGUUGGACGGACCCGGACUAAGAAAUCCUUGUACCAAAAUCCAAAAAUCAUAAAUCGAGAAAAAACGAAAAACAUUUCUGGAUAUUUCAAAAAACCGCUGGUUUUUCAAAAACUGGUUCUCUGAAAUUCUGGAAUAUUUCGGGAAAAAAUGGAGGUUUUAGGAAAAAUUUUUAUUGAUUUUGAAAGAGCAGACGACGGGCUAUUUUCCUAUGUAUUUAUCUCAAUUUUGACAGUUCUUACGAAAAUUGACUUUUUUUGAGGGGGGGGGGGUGGCCUUAAUUCAAUUUUUUUUGUUCUCAAGAUCCAAGCCGAUUAGAUCGUGCGAUCUGUCCGAUCUCGAGCUGGUCCAAUUCUUAUCAGACCGCUUUAGUGUAGUCCUCUCCAGAUCAUGGAUCGGGAUUGGCAUUUCCUUGAUUAAAAAUAACCAAGAAAUAAUUUAUCAGAAAAGUAUAUUUCGAAAACUUAUUUGUUAUGCAUUGAACGGCGUUGUUUAUAUACCCUUGUGUGUUCAUAACAAAACGGUGAAUGAAUAAUUGUCAUGAUUUAUCAAUGAUUUUUGAAAAUCAGCUCUUCUCCCAUAAUCGCGAUAAAAUCUGAUAUAAUCGUCGAUCUUUUGAAGAAAUACGGUAAAUCACGAUUUUACGCCAAAUUUUUAGAAAAUCGCGAAAAUCGCGGUGAUUCUCACGACAUGGGAUGUGUGGUUUUAGUUCGAGAACUUUAGAGAAAUUUCUGCUAUUAUUUUCAAAAAAGUAUAAAUGGGCACUAACCGAUGUUAUUUCAUACUAUCAAUAUAUAAACAUUCGAUUGUCAUCAUCAAUUAGCUCAAUAUUACGAAUGAUUGAUACAGAACAAGACGUAAUGGAGACACCUAUGAUAUAGGUUUCUACAAUCAUUUUGACCCAUUGCAGUCAAAACUAAAUUAUCAAACAUUGCAUCUCUUGAAGAACUGGAUAUUAGUAAAAUGUAUGCUCCAAUUCAUUCAGAUCACCAUUCGAUUAGAAUAUAAUAAUAAUCGAUAGCGCUUGAAUUUCUGCAGUCAUUAGACUCAGCGUCAAGCCAUUUUCUUUGAAAAGCCUUUAAUGAAAGACUCAGAUAUCAUUUCCAAGGAUCCACACCACACAAACUUACGUCAUACAAAGUCAUCAGAAAACUUGUAGUAGGUUAGAGCAAAAUUAACGAAAAACAGUUAGAAUUUAACUCAUAUUGAUACUCUCCUUAUUCUAGUUAAAGAGAAGAAAAAUAAGUCAAUAGACUAACAGAAAACUGUUUCACCUUUUUUUACUUAGAGAUAAACUACCAAUCAACUAAAUAGAAAGUACUCGAUUACCAGGAGUUAAGGAUAAAGUGAAUGCGAUUCUAAAUUAAAGAAAUGAUCAAUGUGCUUCUUUUUUCUUAACACUAUUUCUCUUCUAUUGGAUAUUAGGGGGUAGAUACAAUAUAUCAUACAGUGUCAACGAUGAACAAGGACGAUUAGCUAUGAGUUACUAUAAAAAAUUUUAUGUGUAUGAUGGUUACGAAAAAAAAAUAGAAGAAGUGAAGUUACAUAGUCGCCUUCGAAUUGACUCAUUGAAAAUUAUUCCGAACGCAAAAAUUUAUCAACCGGAUGACCUAUGUGAAUUACUAAUCCUAGCCCCGUUUAGUCCAGCUAAUGGUUUGCUUGUACUGGGCUGUGAUGGUCAAGUCUCACAACCAAUACGAUUUCAGAUAGAAUCUGGAAAAGAUUCAACAACUGUCGAAUUUAAAAUAUCAAAAGAUUGGAUACCAAAUUUUACAGCUUACGCUGAACUAACGGGCUCAAUCCCAAGAGUAAUGGAACUGACUCAUUCUCCACGUCGUCCAGCAAUCGUCACUGGUUCAGUAACAGUAGAAGUAUCAAGAGAUAUUUAUAAACUAAAUGUUUUGAUUACUACAAAAGAACCAAAUAAAAUUUAUACACCAUCAUCGAUCAUGCAUAUAGAUGUCGACAUCAAACAAUAUGUAGAUAAUUCACCUGUAAAAAAGCAGAACGAUGACGAAGAGGGUGGUGGUGGUGGUCCAAUGCGUGGUAAGUUCAGGUCAGCUCGUGGUGCUGAACAAAAAUUAGCUGUUCGAUCGAACUCCAAUCCACUCGCAUGUUGGACACCGUCAUCAAUCACUGAUUCAUCGGGACAUGUUUCAAUUGAGGUUAAAUUACCUGACAAUCUAACACGCUACCGUGUAUGGGCACUAGCAACGAAUGAUAGACAAUAUGGUUUAGGUGAAAUGCCAUUUUCUGUACAACUACCAAUUAUGAUUCGGCCUUCAUUACCAAGAUUUUUGAAUUAUGGAGAUAUGGCAUAUUUUUCAGUUAUUUUACAAAAUCAAACUGGUCUAUCAUUACUAUUACAUGCUGGUUUGAGAGCAAGCAAUGCUAAAUUGUUGACAGCCCAAACAAAUAGACCAGAAGUUGGCUACUCAAUUGUACUACCACCAAGUAAACGAGCUGCUCUUAUAUUUCCAGUAACAACUAUUCAUUCUGGUACAGCUCGAUGUCAGUUCAUAAUCAGUACUCCCAGAAAUAAAACAUCUGUAUCAUUUCAUGAUGCAAUUGAACUAAGUUUACCCGUAUUUACACCAGCCACGUCUGAAGCAUUUGCAACCUAUGGCGAUACAUAUGAAGAAGUCGUUUUUCAACCAAUAAAGUCACCAAAGAAUGUUCUUUCACAAUACGGUGGAUUAUCAAUAACAACAAGUUCAACAGCAUUAGCAUCAUUAACUGAUGCACUUAUUUCACUUUAUACAUAUCCGGAUGAAUGUACAGAACAAUUAAGUUCAAGAUUAUUAGGUAUACAAUCACUAUGGGAUGUGUUACAAGCAUUUUAUUGUAAAGAACUACCUGGUAUAUCAAUAUUGAAAACUAAAUUAGAAUCAGAUAUAAAUAAAUUGAAAGGUCGUCAGUAUCCAAAUGGUGGAUUUGGUUAUUGGACCAAUCGAAAGGAUUCUCAUGCUGAUCCAUAUAUGAGUGUACAUGUUGCACAUUGUUUAGCUGUUAUAGCGAAUAAAAAUAAUAUGCUGAAAAAUGCGCUAAAAUACCUUGAAAAUAUUGAAUCUGAAAUCGAUCAAUUAUCAUUCAGUAAAUAUUGGUCGGAACAAACUCGAUUUAGUUUAAUGAGUUAUGCAUUAUACGUUCGGGCGAAAUUUCUUCAAAAUGUGACGGAUCAAGCUUUACACUUAUUUCAACGAAGUGGAUUCGAAAAACUUAGUUUAGAAGCAUUAGGAUGGCUAUUAGUUGCAUUGUCUGCCGAGAAGAUACAUAAUAAUCAUCAAACAAUUGAACUAAUAUACAAAUACUUAAAAGGUAAAGUAAGCGAAACAAGUGAAACAGCGAAUUUUAUCACAUCAUAUGGUGAUGAUGGUCAAUUAGUGAUGUUACAUUCAAAUCAAAGAACGGAUGCCAUUUUAUUAGAAUCAUUAUUAUGCAUUGAUCCAAAUUCUACUCUUUGUACUAAAUUAUGUAAAGGUUUACAAGCAAAUAAAGUGAAAAGUGCAUGGAAAUCAACACAGGAAAAUUGUUUUGUAUCAGUUGCUUUAGAUAAAUAUUUUCAUAUCAAAGAGAAAGAUACACCAGAUUUCGUUGCUAAUAUUUGGUAUGACAUUGAUUAUUGUGGUCAACAUCAAUAUAAAGGUCGAACGACAAAUACAUAUACAAUAAAUAUUCCGAUGAAAGCAAUCCUGUCGCCAUCAUCAUUAUUCAACAUGGGUAAUAAUGAUAAGAAUCUAAUCAUGCAAAAACAUGGUAAUGGUCGAUUAUAUUAUCGUAUUGCAAUGAAUUAUGCACCGUCAAGUCUACAAUUAAAUGAAGUUAACUAUGGUUUUAAAAUUGAACGAACAUACACAGCUAUCGAUGAUCCAUCACAUGUUGAAAAACAAUCAGAUGGAACUUGGAAAUUCAAACUCCAGAAAAUAAUCAGAGUCACAUUAACAAUGGCAACAACACAACGACGAUAUCAUAUAGCAUUAAUUGAUUAUUUACCAGCCGGUUGUGAACCAUUAAAUACUAAAUUAAAAGGUAUUUUGAUGGAUGAUAGAAACUCAUCAGUAACAAGUUCAAAAAGAAAUUAUCAUUAUAAUAAAUAUCGACCAUUUUCAACUAUCGAUUGGACUGAACAUGAAAACUUAAGAGAUGAACGUGCCGAAGCAUUUCGAUCAUUAUUAUGGCCUGGCGUUUAUGAAUGGAGUUAUAUAAUGCGUGCAACAUGUGCUGGAACAUUUAUCAUUCCACCAGCAAAAGCUGAAGCAAUGUAUUCGCCCGAAAACUUUGUUCCAUGUACAACAGAAAAGGUUACAAUUGAAUAA